AUGGCAGAAGGCUUGAGUCGGCGGCUUGAUGCGGGCAUGCAGUGCUGCAAGUAUGGAGGUUACGUAGGUUUCCUGUGCAGCAAGACGACAAGGAACCUGGCCAGGACGUGUCGUGCAACCCGGCAACUCUUUGCAAAUGGGGAUCUCGCACUUCAUGUCCGCAUUGAGACUCACCAGCUGUCGCACAUCCUCGCACGUGGAAAGCCUCGUCCGGCCAGAAGCGAGCUGUUGCUGGAAAUGGCCGCGGCCAUAAGAAGUUGUGGCCGACCUCCGCUGCUGUCACUGAAAAUCUAUGAGCCGCAGGCUUUGCGGGACUUGUUCCCCUUGAUCCUGGAGGUGUUGAACUUCUCCAAAAACCUUGAGAUACUGCAUCUGUGCGACAUCGGAAUCAGCCCGAUUCGAGCUGAGUCACCAGCUGGCGCCUUCGACGUGGACCAGGCAAAGGAUCUGGCGAACGUCUUGAAGUUUGUAGACCCUAGCGCGGCCAACGCAGGGAGGCACUUGAAAGAGCUGCGGCUGACAGCGGGCACUUGGUCCUGGGCCGCCUUAUGCAUCUUGUUUGCAAGCCUUUCCAGAAGCUCAUUGCAAGCCUUAACCUUGCGAGGAAAGUUAUCACUGAAGCCAGCUGCAGAUGCAGAUCAUGCAGCUGCACUAGUUGCAGGAGACCGUCUUGAACUUUUGCAAACUUUGCGAACUGUACGCUCCUUUUGCUGGAAGGGCUCGCGCAUUGUCGCUGCCAACACUUUGAAGAUAAUCUUCGAUGCCGUGCCAGAGGCCGAAAUCCGCUUUUCAAUGGAGUCGAGCGGAUUCUUUUCAGUGCCGUCCAAAGAGGCGGCCGAGGAGUUUGAGCUGCUGCCAAAGUUGUUGAACACCAGACGCCUGUGGGUGCGUGCGGGCACUGGCUGGAAGGAAGUACGCCCUGGUUGUGGGAUUGCUGAGGGUAGUGAAGACCGCUUGCGUUCACUCAUGAUUUUCUACGUGGCUUCAAAGCCGGGGCAUGAGCCUCCGGCGAGGCACUGGUAG
Symbiodinium natans is the source of this 1023-nucleotide messenger RNA. NCBI's taxonomy places the organism in Eukaryota, Dinophyceae, Suessiales, Symbiodiniaceae. The record is from the annotation of a GenBank genome assembly.